Chionomys nivalis (European snow vole) is the source of this 820-nucleotide messenger RNA. RefSeq names its product PDGFA associated protein 1 (gene Pdap1). Bases 112 to 657 code for a protein of 181 amino acids. The record is from RefSeq and is a predicted model, not a curated record. The transcript has 6 exons. Gene Ontology annotation, cellular component: cytosol. NCBI's taxonomy places the organism in Eukaryota, Metazoa, Chordata, Mammalia, Rodentia, Cricetidae. Gene Ontology annotation, molecular function: RNA binding.
GCAGCGGCGUGCGGGUAGGCGCUGCCCUGGACGGAAGAAGUCGAUCCCAAGGCAUUUCCGGUUCCGGUGUCAGUUCGAGGCGCCGCCGCCGCUGCAGCAGCCAGAGCCGAGAUGCCCAAAGGAGGUAGAAAGGGAGGCCACAAAGGCCGGGUGAGACAGUAUACAAGCCCUGAGGAGAUCGAUGCCCAGCUGCAGGCUGAGAAGCAGAAGGCCAACGAAGAAGAUGAACAAGAAGAAGGUGGAGAUGGGGCUUCAGGUGACCCCAAAAAAGAGAAGAAGUCUCUAGAUUCAGAUGAGAGUGAAGAUGAGGAUGAUGACUACCAGCAAAAGCGAAAAGGUGUGGAAGGGCUCAUUGACAUUGAAAACCCCAACCGGGUGGCGCAAACAACCAAGAAGGUCACACAACUGGAUCUGGAUGGGCCAAAGGAGCUUUCAAGGAGAGAACGAGAAGAAAUCGAAAAGCAGAAAGCAAAAGAGCGCUACAUGAAGAUGCAUUUGGCUGGGAAAACAGAGCAGGCCAAGGCUGAUCUUGCCCGGCUGGCAAUCAUCCGGAAACAGCGGGAGGAAGCAGCAAGAAAGAAAGAAGAGGAGAGGAAAGCAAAAGAUGACGCAACUUUGUCAGGAAAACGAAUGCAGUCACUCUCCCUGAAUAAGUAAGCUGGCCUGUGGGAGAUGCCAGGGAACUGGGCCGUGCCGCCAGGACCUCUGCCAUGUCUCACCCACCCUGUGCCCUGGCGCCGCUGCAGCAGCCCCUCAUGGCCAGGAGCCCCCACGGCCCGGGGCCUCCUCUUCAUCUUGGCACAGAAAUUGUUCAGGGGAU